Pseudogymnoascus destructans is the source of this 630-nucleotide messenger RNA. RefSeq lists its product as uncharacterized. Gene Ontology annotation, molecular function: SNAP receptor activity; syntaxin binding. Gene Ontology annotation, biological process: vesicle fusion; vesicle-mediated transport. The coding region runs from base 277 to 630 and encodes 117 amino acids. NCBI's taxonomy places the organism in Eukaryota, Fungi, Ascomycota, Leotiomycetes, Thelebolales, Thelebolaceae. The transcript has 4 exons. Gene Ontology annotation, cellular component: SNARE complex; plasma membrane. The record is from RefSeq and is a predicted model, not a curated record.
AGUGAAUGUGAAGUGGUAUUAUUGUGAUAAAGGCGAACAGCCCUCCUCUUAUGACCAUAUUUUAAGGCUUUUCAGGUGUUGAAGGUUGAAUCUUUUCUCCAAAACCCUUGUCGGAAGAUCCGUUGCGAAUCUUCAUCAUCAAUUCAGCAACAACUUCAUCCAUCACAACCACCAUCCAAACUUCCUCUACAUCUCAAGCCACAAAUACACUUCAUACGACCUGUUCACCUCAAUACACAAAACCUAUCAACGAGUCCUCAACCCCCUGAACUCAAGAUGUCGAGCCAGCCAUACGACCCUUAUCAACCGAGUGGCAAUGCGGCCGGCUCAGCGAGAGGAGGACCGAGGGCCCAUGUGGACACAGAACAACUUCAACAAGAGAUCGAUGGGGCAACCGCAAAGAUGCAGCACAAUGUGGACAAGUUAGCGCAACGUGGAGAGAACCUGAACUCACUUCAAGAUAAGACGGACAAUCUGGCCGUCUCGGCGCAAGGGUUCAACCAAGGAGCAAACCGAGUCAGGCAAAAGAUGUGGAGGUCUAAUAUGAAGUGGAAAUUCAUUUUGGGCUUUGGAAUCCUCAUCCUGAUCCUUAUCAUUGUUGUUCCAAUCGCUACGCAUUUCUCAAAGUAG